UUUUAUUUUGAACCCGACCGGCAGCUGUGACGUCACACGGUCACUCAUGUAACAGGCGUGCGGAUCGAUGGUCGUCUGAAGAUCGGAUAAACAGCGAUCAGACUGCAGAUAUGUCGUACUGCAAACAGGAAGGUAAAGAUCGUGUCAUCUUUGUGACUAAAGAAGAUCAUGAAGCGCCCAGUAACGCUGAGCUUAUUGAAGAUGACCCGACGGAUCCAUAUGAGGAUCAAGGUUUGAUCUUACCCAGUGGAGAAAUAAACUGGAACUGCCCGUGUCUGGGUGGCAUGGCGAGCGGCCCCUGCGGGCAGCAGUUCAAGGACGCCUUUUCUUGUUUCCACUAUAGCAAGGAGGAGGUCAAGGGGUCAGAAUGUGUGGAGAACUUCCGCAGUAUGCAGGAGUGUAUGCAGAAAUACCCUGAGCUGUACCCACAGGAGGAUGACCACGAGAGCGCCCCCUCUGGCGGGGCUGAUUCUGCUCCCACUUUCACUGACUCCGUCUCUUCAUCCUCUCCUGAUUCUGCAUUAGCAGACACAGAAAACCCAGCGGCGAGCUAAUGUCUUCAGUGUUUGAUCCCAGCAGAGAACGCUCCACUCUUUUCAAUCUGGAAGAAGCACUUCAGGUUUUCCUCUUUGAGAGAUUCAAACGACAUUAUUAACAGCAUUUGAGGAUCUGUAUGAAGCCGACAGAGAGUGUUUCAGAGUUUUGCAUCAUUAAACAUUAGUCCACCUCAUCUGUAAUGCUCCUUUAAAUCACAGCUUGUUAUUUUCCGCUCCACAUCCGAAGCUAAACGUGCUUUCAGAAGCUCACAGGACGGGUUUACUCGAACUAUCAGGUCUAUAUUUCUGUGCCCUUUUUCCUUCUGUUUGUAAUGUGUGUGUGUGAACAGUAGAGGGCGUGAGUGCCUGUAACACGUGUGAUCCAGAACACGGACACAUGAUGUAAAUCUGUCGUGCAUCAGUUCUCUCUUCAGCACGUCAUUGCAUCAGGAUUGAUGAUAUUAGAAGUGUAACUCAUGAGAACAGGCCCAUUCUACACAAGUGCAUGUGACUUUAAUCCAUUCUUAUAGUUCAACAAUCAUUUAAAUCCGACUGACUGUCUGCGUGUCCUAAUGUUUGUCAUUUAAAGCCUUAACAUGAUGAUUCCUGCUCUGGUAAAACACCCGCUGAUGUUUGUGAUUUAGCCGUUUCUGUAAGAAACAAAGAAAAUACAGAUUCCAAAUGUGAUGUUUGAGGACUAAUUGCUCUUGCAUUAGUGUGACUUGUGUAGAAGCAUUGUUCAAUACACAUGAGAAGUGUUUGAGGUAAAAGUUUUAACUGAAGCAAAUAAAAUACAGAAGU
Molecule: messenger RNA, 1337 nt
Organism: Xyrauchen texanus (razorback sucker)
Lineage: Eukaryota; Metazoa; Chordata; Actinopteri; Cypriniformes; Catostomidae
Product: mitochondrial intermembrane space import and assembly protein 40-like
Exons: 3
Coding region: 111-554 (147 amino acids)
Biological process (GO): protein import into mitochondrial intermembrane space
Cellular component (GO): mitochondrial intermembrane space
Molecular function (GO): protein-disulfide reductase activity
Source: RefSeq, a predicted model, not a curated record